AUGCUCCUCGCUACACCGACCUUUGCCUCGGCGUCCUCUUCCGCCUCGGCCUCCUCCGUCUUCCCUACCGGCACCCCCGUCUUCACCCCGAUCUCACCAGAGUUUGAGGAGCGGAUCCACCCGGCCUCGCUCGACGCUUGCGGGCAGCAUGACCCCGCCCUCCUCGAGCUGAUCCGGUCCGACGUCUCGCGCGACCUCAUCUCUUUCAUCUCCCGUACCACGACCUCGGUCAUUGGAAGCUCAACGACCAUCAGCGCCAAGGACGAGGCGCAGGCCGCGGGCAUCCCCUCGCUCACCACCUUCAUUGGUGUCGUGUGCGAGCAGUCCAACGUCCAAGUCUCCACCCUCCUCGCGACCAUUGUCUACCUCGAGCGGCUACGCAGCCGACUGCCCCGGUUUGCUAAGGGCCUGCCGUGUACGCGCCACCGUGUGUUCCUCGCGACACUUAUCUGCGCUGCCAAGUAUCUGAACGACUCCAGCCCGAAGAACAAGCACUGGUGCCGCUACGCCCAGAUGUUCUCCCAGCCCGAAGUCAACCUGAUGGAGAAGCAGCUCCUAUUCCUACUCGACUACGACCUUGCCGUCUCCGAGUCCGAGAUUUGCCAUUACGCCCGCCCCUUCCUCGAGCAGUACACGUUCGAGCCCGAGAUCCCCCGCCCCGCUCUCGCCACGCCGCCGAGCACUCCCCCCGACCUCCCUCUCCCCGUCACGCCGCGCCUGCCCUCGGGCGAGACGUGCUACUACGCCGACGACGCUCCGUCUCUUGACCGCAGCGACUCGACGUCCUCUAUCGGCUCGGACGGCCCGGUGACGCCCGCGUCCUCUGCCUGCUCGCCGGUGCACCGCAUCGCCGUCGCCGACGCGCACACGCACGCUGCCCUCUCCCCCGCUGCCGUGCCAACAACGAAAGAUGCGCGCCAGUACGUCCGCCGGCUAUUCAGCCGACGUGCGUCCUCUGCCGCCGUCUAA
Messenger RNA from Trichosporon asahii var. asahii CBS 2479, 969 nucleotides. RefSeq names its product g1/s-specific cyclin pcl1 (cyclin hcs26). The transcript has 3 exons. Gene Ontology annotation, cellular component: cyclin-dependent protein kinase holoenzyme complex; nucleus. Gene Ontology annotation, biological process: regulation of cyclin-dependent protein serine/threonine kinase activity. The record is from RefSeq and is a predicted model, not a curated record. Lineage: Eukaryota; Fungi; Basidiomycota; Tremellomycetes; Trichosporonales; Trichosporonaceae. Gene Ontology annotation, molecular function: cyclin-dependent protein serine/threonine kinase regulator activity; protein kinase binding. Bases 1 to 969 code for a protein of 322 amino acids.